Molecule: messenger RNA, 1764 nt
Organism: Mercurialis annua (annual mercury)
Lineage: Eukaryota; Viridiplantae; Streptophyta; Magnoliopsida; Malpighiales; Euphorbiaceae
Product: aspartic proteinase PCS1
Exons: 1
Coding region: 85-1413 (442 amino acids)
Biological process (GO): proteolysis
Molecular function (GO): aspartic-type endopeptidase activity
Source: RefSeq, a predicted model, not a curated record
GAAAAUAGAACUUUCUCACGAUAAUAAAAUUCUCAUCUGUCUCCAAACUCCACUACACAUGUAACUCCGUAACCUCAUUACACUAUGAACACUCUUCUUCUUCUUCUUCUUCUUCACAUUCCUUUCUUUAAACCCUCAUUUAGCGGGUUUUUGCCACCACCACCGCCGCCACCGCAAACACUCAUUUUGCCGCUCACAAUCCAAGAAAUCCCCGCCAACUCACUCCCCAGAUCUCCAUCCAAACUCCCGUUCCACCACAACAUCAGCCUCACCGUCUCCCUCUCUGUCGGCACACCUCCCCAAAACGUCUCCAUGGUUCUCGACACCGGCAGUGAACUCAGCUGGCUUCACUGCAACAAAACCACCACCUCUUACCCCACCACGUUCGACCCGACCCGAUCAAUCUCCUACCGUCCCAUUCCUUGCUCUUCCUCCACCUGCACUAACCAGACCCGUGACUUCACUAUACCCGCUUCUUGCGACUCUAACAACCUCUGCCACGCCACUCUUGCUUACGCUGAUGCCUCCUCCUCUGAAGGAAAUCUCGCCUCUGAUGAUUUUCGUAUGGGUAGUUCGGAAAUUUCGGAUAUGGUAUUCGGGUGCAUGGACAGUGUCUUCAGUUCGAAUUCUGAAGAGGAUAGUAAGAAUACCGGGUUAAUGGGUAUGAACCGUGGGUCGUUGUCUUUUGUUUCUCAAAUGGGUUUUCCGAAAUUUUCUUAUUGUAUUUCGGGUUCGGAUUUUUCUGGUGUUUUACUUCUUGGGGAAUCCAAUUUGACGUGGGCUUUGCCUUUGAAUUACACUCCAUUGAUCCAAAUGUCGACUCCCUUACCGUAUUUUGAUCGGGUUGCGUAUACGGUUCAGCUUGAAGGAAUUAAAGUAUCGGAUAAAUUACUUGCGAUACCCAAAUCGGUCUUCGAACCGGAUCACACUGGGGCAGGUCAAACCAUGGUCGAUUCGGGUACUCAGUUCACAUUUUUACUCGGGCCGGCUUAUACCGCGCUUCGAACCGAAUUCUUGAACCAAACAGCUGGGAUUUUAAGGGUUUUAGAGGAUCCAGAUUUUGUAUUUCAAGGAGCCAUGGAUUUAUGUUACCGGGUCUCGACUACUCAACGGGUUUUACCGCGGUUACCAACUGUGAGUUUGGUUUUUAAUGGAGCCGAAAUGACUAUCUCGGGUGAGCGGUUACUGUAUCCGGUUCCGGGUGAAAUAAGGGGAAAUGAUUCGGUGCAUUGCUUAUCAUUUGGGAACUCAGAUUUAUUAGGCGUGGAAGCUUAUGUGAUUGGGCAUCAUCAUCAGCAAAACGUGUGGAUGGAAUUUGAUCUUGAAAGAUCAAGGAUUGGACUGGCGCAGGUACGGUGUGAUUUGGCUGGUAAGAGAUUCGGUCUGGGCCUACAAAGGGCCCAACACGUAUAGCUUAAUUAAUGAGUUUUUUUGGAGUUAUUUUUGAUUGGAGCAUGAGAUAACACGUGUGAUAGAUCUUUAUUGAGUUUUAGAAUCAUGGAUGGGUAUGGUAAUGUACUGCGAGGUUCAUGGUAAGUAACACGGCUCCGCAUGUUGAUAGUGUCCAUUCUCAGGUCCGUACUAGAUUUGGAAGGUGUAAUGUUGUAAUCAAAGAAGCGACCAUGGCAAUAAUUGAUUCAAAAUGGUUGAAGCCUAUGAGAUAGAAAAUUGAAAUUAGGUAAUUAUUUUCCUUCUAAUUGUAUAUUAUUUUGGUUGUAAAAUUAUUAGUGAAAAUUAUUUUUUUUCCAAGUAAUCAAAAUGGGA